AAUAACUUUUAUUUAAUAAAUGUUGUGUUGUGACUGUGUGUUUCAGUGGUACUGGGUCAGGAUGGCUGGAGUGUGACAUACACUACUCAGAGUAUCUGUACCUUGAAGGGGUCAUCAGUGGAGAUGUCCUGCUCUUACACAUAUCCCAGAGGUUAUAUCAUCACAACAACCUUCUGGUUCAUAACAAAUAAUGCUGAGGGGAAUCCUGUGAGUCUGAGUGAUGACCCAGACUACAAAGGACGUGUGACAUACCGUAGUGAUAAGAUGAAUGGACACACCCUGACAAUCACAGACCUGAGAGAGAGUGACUCAGCUACGUACAUGUUCAGCUUUAUAACAGAUCAGACCAGAGGGAGAUAUACUGGCAGUCCUGGAGUCACUCUGUCUGUUACAGACCUGCAGGUGAAGGUGACUCCUACAUGGCGGGCAACGUCGAAGACACUGACCUGUAGCACCACCAGCUGUCCUCUGACUGGUAACCCCACCUACAUCUGGUACAAGAAUGGACAGGUUGUAACUGAGAACACUUUACACUACUCAGUCUACCCUGAUGCUGUGGACAGCUACUUCUGUGCUGUAAAAGACCACGAGGAUCUUCACUCUCCGGCAGUGUGUGUUCAGGGUCAGAGCUGCAGCAGAGUGAAUUACACCAAGAGGAGAAUCUGUGUCUUGAAGGGGUCAACAGUUGACAUAUCCUGUACUUAUGUUGGUUAUUAUUACACCACAUCAUCAUUCUGGUUUAGAAGUGAUAAGUCGACCCCUGAAGACCUAACCAGAGACCCAGAGUAUGCAGAUCGUGUGGAGUACACUGGAACAAACAGAGGUUCCUUCACCCUGAGAAUCUCAGAUCUGAGAGAGGAGGACUCAGCUGAGUAUCGUUUCACUUUUAAAACAUACAGCAUUGAGUGGGGUCAUAGUUUCCCUGGAACCAGUCUGACUGUGACAUUAUUCUCUCUUCAUUCAGACCUGCAGGUGAAGGUGACUCCUGGCACAGUGACAGAAGGAUCAUGGGUUACACUGACAUGUAUCACCACCUGUACUCUGACUGACAUCCCCAACCCCACCUACAUCUGGUACAAGAAUGGAGAAUAUCUAUUUUCUGACUCCUCUCCCCAGUAUCAAUACUCAGUCAGUAGAGGAGGUUCUGACAGCUACUCCUGUGCCUUAAGAGGCCAUGACAAACUCAGCUCUCCUGGAGUCACAGUGGAUGCUUCUUCUCUGAGCUGCUUAAGGGUGACCUACACCAGUAGGAGCAUCUGUUCCUUGAUACCAUCCGUGGACCUGCCUUGCACUACCAUAUAUCCCACAGACCUGCAAGUGAAGGUGACUCCUGACACAGAGGCAGGGAAGAGGACACUGACCUGUAGCACCACCAGCUGUACUCUGACUGACAACCCCACCUACAUCUGGUACAGGAACGGACAGUCUCUUGAUUGGCUCACUUCCCAACAACACUCUGUCUGGAGUUCUGAAACAGAGAGUUACUCCUGUGCUGUUAAAGGCCAUGAGGAUCUCCGCUCUCCUGCAGUGUGUGUUCAGGGUCACAACUGCUGGAGGGUGACUUACACCAAGAGGAGAAUCUGUGUCUUGAAGGGCUCCACAGUGGACAUAUCCUGCUCUUACACUCAUCCCACUAGUUACAUAGAACAAGGUUCAUUCUGGUUUACACAGAAACACCCUGUAGAUGUCAGGUCAUAUCCAGAGUCUGCAGGUCGUGUGGAGUACAAUAGGAACACAGAGAACCACCAUACCAUGACAAUAACACACCUGACAGAGAAGGACUCGGCUGAAUACAAAUUCAGAUUAAUAACAACAAACGAGGGGAGAUUUUCUGGUCUUCCUGGUGUGAUGUUGACUGUCACAGAUAUCCUGUUGGAGAUGGAUCCUACAUCUGUGUCAGAGGGGGGGUGGGUCACACUGAGAUGUAGAACCCAAUGUACAGUCGGUCUCAACCCCACCUACAUCUGGUACAAGAACGGACAACGUCUGACCAACCCAGUCACCAGUUAUAACAGCCGGAUCGUAUACCCAGUCAGCAGUGAGGAUGCAGGAAACUACUCCUGUGUUGUAGAAGGCUUAGAGAGAAUCCUCUCUCCAGAAGAGACUCUCACUGUCAGAUAUGGCCCAAAGAACACCUCAGUGUCAGUCAGUCCCUCUGGUGAACUAGUGGAGGGCAGUUCAGUGACUCUGACCUGCAGCAGUGAUGCCAACCCACCUGUGGACAAAUACACCUGGUACAAGAAGAACGUGACCUCACCAAAAGCAUCAGGACAGAGUUACAUCAUCACUAACAUCAUCUCUGAGGACAGAGGAGAAUAUUACUGUGAGGCCCAGAAUGGAAGAGGAUCUAUGAACUCUACAGCUCUGAUGAUCAUUGUAGCAGGGAAACAAACCUCAGUUGUGACUGCAGCUGUAGGAAUCAUAGUGGUUGUUCUGGUUCUCAUCCUCUGUCUCUCUGGACUCAUGUGGUUCAGGAAGAAGGCCUCCAAACCCACCAACACAAGAGACACAUCAGACGAUGGACAGGGAGACUCUAGUCCAGUGUAUGACAACAUCUCAAACAUGGCCAUGACCUCUACUGCAGCACAGACAGCUGACACAGACAACCAGGAUGAUGUUCACUACGCCAGCGUCCAAUUCUCUCACUCCAAAAACCAGGAAGUGCCUCUAUACUCCACCGUCCAGCUGCAUCAACCACAGAAACAGGACCAAGAUGUCCAAUACGCUGCUGUGAAAUUCAACCUCCCCAGUUCUGCCUCCCAACCAGCAGCAGCACAAGCAGCUGAGGUGGAUGCCUCUGAGAUCUACAGUACAGUCAACAAACCCAGAACCAAGAAGACUUGAACAUAACAAACCCAGAACCAAGAAGACCUGAACACAACAAACCCAGAACCAAGAAGACAUGAACACAAAUGCCCAGAACCACAAACCCAGAACCAGGAAGAACUGAACAAAACAAAACCAGAACCAAGAAGACCUGAAUACAACAAACCCAGAAACAAGAAGACAUGAACAGAACAAGUUUGACAAAAGCCUUGUAUAAAUAUAAAUAAAACCUUGUAUCGGGGUUUGUGGUAUGUGGCCAAUAUACCACGGCUAAGGGCUGUAUCCAAGUACUCAGUGUUACAUUGUGCACAAGAACAGCCCUUAGCCGUGGUAUAUUGGCCAUAUACCACACCUCCUCAGGCCUUAUUGCUUAGGUUUAUAAGAGCAAUAACAUACUUCAGGGGUUUGUGGUAUAUGGACAAUAUACUGUACCACGGCUAAGGGCUGUUCUUGAGUGAAUGUGCCGUGCUGCAAUCCCCUGAGGUACCUUAUUGCUAUUAUAAACUGGUUACCAACAUAGAUUGAACAGUAAACAAGUAUUUUUGCAUCAUUCCCGUGGUAUAUUGUCUGAUAUACAGUAUACGCUUCUGAAAUGCUGUUUCAGCCAAUCAGCAUCCAGAACCCAAACCACCCAGUUUAUAAUAGUAUGUAAUAAUAUUUUCCAUCCAGCAGACACUUUUAUCCAAAUUCUCUCAGUCAUUACAGCCAUGUUCAAAUACAUGUAUCGUAUGUGUAGUCCCAGCAGUGUCACGCUCAUUAAAAUGGACGGACCAAGGCACAGCGUGAGUUGGGUUCCACAUAUUUAUUUGCAGUGAAACUUAAACCAAAAACAAGAAACAUACAACAACCGUGAACUACGUGGUGCUGAAAGCACUAACACAAAACAAUAUCCCACAAAGCAGGUGGAAACAGGGAACCCUUAAGUAUGAUCCCCAAUUAGAGACAACGAACAUCAGCUGCCUCUAAUUUGGAACCAUACGAAGAGCACCAACAUAUAAAUGAAAAGACUAGAACAGCCCCUAGUCAUGCCCUAACCUACAACGCCACAGAGAACCAAGGGCUCUCUAUGGUCAGGGUGUGACAAGCAGGAAUUGAACCCAUGCACCAUGCUGUACAAACUAGGCCACACAGAACUACUCUAUUCACACUUAGAGUAGGAGUUCGGAUCUAGGGUCAGUUAUGCCUUUUAAACUAUGAUGAAUAAGUAGGACCUUAACAUUCAUUUUAUUUUAUUGUAAACAUUUCUGAUUACAGCAUCUUUUUCCCAAAAUGUUGUAUUUCUGAAGUAGGCAACCUCAAGGUCCAGUUGUAUUUUAUAUAACUAUAUAUGUUUGUAUGUUAUAUUUCUGAAGUAGGCAACCUCAAGGUCCAGUUGUAUUUUAUAUAACUAUAUAUGUUUGUAUGUUAUAUUUCUGAAGUAGGCAACCUCAAGGUCCAGUUGUAUUUUAUAUAACUAUAUAUGUUUGUAUGUUAUAUUUCUGAAGUAGGCAACCUCAAGGUCCAGUUGUAUUUUAUAUAUGUUUGUAUGUUAUAUUUCUGAAGUAGGCAACCUCAAGGUCCAGUUGUAUUUUAUAUAACUAUAUAUGUUUGUAUGUUAUAUUUCUGAAGUAGGCAACCUCAAGGUCCAGUUGUAUUUUAUAUAACUAUAUAUGUUUGUAUGUUAUAUUUCUGAAGUAGGCAACCUCAAGGUCCAGUUGUAUUUUAUAUAACUAUAUAUGCUUGUAUGUUAUAUUUCUGAAACAAUCAUCAGACUUGUGAGACUAUAUGCUGUAUGAAGCUUAGAACCAGAAAGUCAUUAUAUCUGCUUCUAUUAUAUUGUAUUACUUCAUAUGGUACUAUUAGAUGAUACACGUAGUAUAAGUUUGCUAUAUUUUUUUGUUUUUAUGUCCAGGAAAGAGUUCUGCUUGAUGCAAGGUUUCUUAUCGCUUUUAUCAAAUGUUGUUGUUUUUUUAAGCUAGUGUGUGAAGUGUGACUUUUUUAAUGAAUAAACUUCAUCGUCAUUGUUUUCA
Oncorhynchus masou masou (cherry salmon) is the source of this 4835-nucleotide messenger RNA. RefSeq names its product B-cell receptor CD22-like. The record is from RefSeq and is a predicted model, not a curated record. The coding region runs from base 124 to 2844 and encodes 906 amino acids. The transcript has 13 exons. NCBI's taxonomy places the organism in Eukaryota, Metazoa, Chordata, Actinopteri, Salmoniformes, Salmonidae.